Helianthus annuus (common sunflower) is the source of this 1454-nucleotide messenger RNA. RefSeq lists its product as uncharacterized. Lineage: Eukaryota; Viridiplantae; Streptophyta; Magnoliopsida; Asterales; Asteraceae. The transcript has 3 exons. The record is from RefSeq and is a predicted model, not a curated record. The coding region runs from base 1 to 1365 and encodes 454 amino acids.
AUGCAACAACGAAUCGUGAUUCCGUUAGACGUGAUUCCGUUAGACGCGAUUCCAUUAAACGACAUAUUUGCUAAGGACCAGAUUCAUCACUUUAGUCACGAUCAUUCGCUCAGCCUUGUGCAUCUACAGCAGGCGAAUCACAAAAAUGAGAAUGAUGACCAUGAAGAUGCAGAGGAAGAGAAUGACGAGUCUGUGGAGGAAGUUCGUCAUGGUGGCGAAUGCGGCAUGUGCCUCGUUAAAAACUAUAGAGAAGAUGAACAUCCAAAUCUGCUAAAUUGUCCAUUCCAGGAUGAAGGUGACAACCUUUUGAAGCAUCAUAUGUGUAACCAAAAGGAGUUGAUUAGAAAACAACAUGAAGGUGAUAUGUUUAACCAUUCUAGUCAUCAACACCCACUCAUCCUUCUCGACAAACAAACAUCAGUUGGUAAAAAAACGGUUUCUCUACACGACCCCAUGAAAAAAGUUCAACUCUUAUGUGUUGGAUGUGUGAAACCAAUCAUGACAGUACCAUUUUACGUGUGUUGCCAUUAUGUUGAUGAACAAUGUUGUCUUGUUCUUCAUGAAUGGUGCGCCAAGCUACCCUCCCAAAUACAAGACUAUUUUGGCCAUCCUGAGCAUCCUCUUGUUCUCCUGCCAAAAAUCCCUAGUGAGUUCUUUGGUGUGUUCGAAUGUGAAGUUUGCGGGUUACGAUCCAAUGGUUUUGCGUAUGGAUGCACAGCAUGUGAAUAUUAUGUUGAUAUCAAUUGUGCAUUCAUACCCGAAGAAAUCACACAUGACGCUCAUCCUGAUCACCUCCUAUUGAGAGUAAAAGCUUCAGCUUCAAGUGAGGAACUUUGCAAAGCAUGUGACAGUUAUGUGGAUGAAUAUUGGAUAUUUCAGUGUGCCUCUUCUGAUUUCUACAUUCAUGUGAAGUGUGCUUUGUUGUUGCCUAAAAUGAUUAAGCACAAGUGCGACAAACAUUAUUUGAGCCUAAGAUAUGAACCGGUGGAGAACCACAUUGAAGAGUACUUUUGUGAAAUAUGUGAGGAUGAAUUUAACCCUUGGAGGUGGUUCUAUCAUUGCACCACAUGUUCCCAGUCUAUGCACACUACUUGUGUGCCAUUAAUACUUCAAUACGAGCAAGCUACGAAAGAAUAUAAUUACGAAGGCGUCUAUGAGUUUCUCAACAUCAAAUUUGGAGGAACUCUUGAGGUCAAAGAUCACCCACACCGUUUGAGCUUUGUUCAAGGGGUUGAGAGUGAUGGCAAUUGCAGUAACUGCCGUUCGUAUUAUAAAGGAUUGAAGUAUAAAAUGAUCUUCAAGUGCAUGGAGUGUGAGUUUGCAUUACAUUAUGAGUGUGCUUCUUCAUUUGUCAGUAUCGAAUGAUCAUCAUUAGUCAUUUGGCUUGUAUACCAUUGUAACCUGUUGUUCAUGUGUCAAGUCAAUUUCUUUUUCCUAGUUUUGUUUCGGUCUUU